This is a messenger RNA of Fomitiporia mediterranea MF3/22, 3990 nucleotides long. RefSeq lists its product as uncharacterized. The transcript has 6 exons. Lineage: Eukaryota; Fungi; Basidiomycota; Agaricomycetes; Hymenochaetales; Hymenochaetaceae. Bases 1 to 3990 code for a protein of 1329 amino acids. The record is from RefSeq and is a predicted model, not a curated record.
AUGCGGGCCACAGUGUUGCCUAAUUUGCAAGACGCUUGGGUACUGGGCAAGGCGGAGGUACGGUAUCUUGCGCUUGAACCACAAGCGCUCGAGGGUGAUCUUGAUUCUUCUUUACAUGCAUUCCGUGGCAUCUCACUGAUUCUCAGUCGUAAAUCCUCCUCUGUCUCCUUCACCUUUCUUGAAAAGCGAAUGGGUGUCCCCCAGCCAUUUGUUGUUAUAGAUGUGACACCAACCAAGGAACCCAAAGGCAAAGAACGAGCUCGUGAAGGGGACAUUUUAGACGAAGACUUCGCGACGCAGGGCUUUGAGCCGCACGAAAGUGAUUCAGAGCAAUUAUAUGACGUCGUUGAAAUUAAGGGAGAGAAAAGGGGAAUGUACUUGGUACAGUGGGCCGGGGUGGAUGAGAAUGGGAAACCGUGGGAUGACAGUUGGGUACCGCGUCAAGAUGUUACAGAUGAUUUGGUCGAAGCGUGGAAGAGGAAGAAAGCUGAGAUGAAGGUGCAGAAAGUGCGUGGGACACCUGGAAGGAGAGGAAGGAAAAGGCGGGGAUCGUCGAUGAGUGCAUCAAAAAGUAGGACAGAUUCCAAAAGAUCCUCAACCACGACUUCAAAUGUAACUCCAAGACGUUUCAAUCGGAAGUCAUCUGUUACCACAAUAGGCCGUGCUGAAGUCGAUUCCCCAUUAACUGUACGUUCAACGCCGACGAAAAAACGCAAGCAGGAUGUAUUAUUGGAUGACAGCGAUGAUAAGCAUACCUCUGCGAGCAGAAAACGACGUAAAACUGUCCCGGAGGUCGAAUUACAGCGGUUUCCCGGGAGAAGGCCUAACCAGAGACCGUCUGAUUCUGCAGAGGAAGUGGACAGCGACCAAGAGGAACCUGAUCUUGAGGAUAACGCAAAAGCCCCAUCAAGACACAAACAAGGUGCUCCUCGGGCAACAUCUGAAGUGAAGUUAAAUUCAAAGCCAAGGAAGGUCGUUACUCACCGAGAGGAAGGAGAAGAAGAGAGGGAAGCUAUCGCAGGACCGUCAAGGGAUCCGGUACAAAGGCAAGAGACACGCAUAUCAUCACCUGGCAUGAAGGGGAAAUCUAGAAGUUCGGUUCCAGCGGAACGUUCUCCCGAGGACCGAAUUUCAGACAGGCGCCCAACGCCUCCAAGGCGCACACUGACAAAAAGCGCAUCCGCACGUUCUGAGAGUCGUUCCACAAUCAUUCCUUCAGCCCGCAAGGAAGAAGCUCCAAACCGCCAAGAAUCUCCUGGAGUUCGCAUAAGCUCAGCGGACAAACGUGCAGCGAUGCCAGAGGCAUCUCGUCCAAAGAGUAGGAAGCAGAAGUCAUUGGCAGCAUCUGACCUUUCGUCGGGCUCCGUUACCGCUGAAGAAAGGACGAAUGGCCAGCAUGGCUCGUCGCGUUCGCAAUCAAUAGAGGCCGACCACAGUGUAAUUGUGAUGCCAUCGAAGAUGCGACAACGGUCGACAUCGUCCUUGAAGGGGAAGGAGAAACAGAAAAUUCAUGAUAACAAUUCGCAACGCAGCCGCUCCAUCUCUGUCUCCUUGCAACACUCUCCAAAAUUUCCGGCUGCCGUUCUUCCGGAGAGUCUAGAUAUAUCAGCAAAACGGCCAAAUGGUGCGAAUGAUGGGGGUAUAGUUUAUAACUACAACCCAGAUGACCACCCUUUGUUGGAUGACAUCGACUACGAAUCGUAUUUACCGUGGAAAAUAGAGCGUCGUGCAGAUGCCGCUGAUGAUUCCAAACGGACUACCAAUGGUGACACCGCACACAGCCGAGGACCAGAACCUAACACUGGUUCUAAAGUUGCCGAUCAAAACAAUUCACAGGCGGAGAAGGAUAUAGUCAUACCAGCAACGCAGUCGCAGUUUGAGUCACUAUCACGUUCCGACGCUUUGAAUGGUACCGAGGACAGUGCACAAUUUGCUUCAGUGAUAGCUACAUAUGGGUCUCCUACUGAUGUUGGGCGCGGUAUUAACGAUGCUGUACUUGAGUCGAUAGUAUCGAUACCCCUGGACUCCCCUAUUGUUGCCGAUGAACCCCCCGGCACAGCCGAUCAGUCUGUAACAGACCCAGAACCGAGUGCACCUUCAAGUAUGCGGAUGAAGGUACACGGAAAGAUACCUGCUAUGAGUCCGUCCCAAUUCAGACCGUAUCUUCCGGAGCCACGUAAACCGUUGUCAGCACUGCCACCGCCUCAUAUACAAGGUAUGCAGAACACCAGCACCCAAGGCGAGGAUAUCCAGCCAGCCAGCUCACUCGAGAGUCCUAUCAAGUGCUUCGAUACUGAAGAAACAGGAACAAGAGAGCAGGAUCUCGGGGUUGAUGUUGGUAAAAACAGGCAUGCGGAGGAGGAUGAGGACGACGAUAUUGAUGACAAAAUGCCUCUCAGCAUCGAAUAUCAGCGCCGUGGUCUCCGACUUGCAGAGAAACGACGCGAAAGCAUUCGGAAUGAGGUUCGCGAGCCUGUAUCACGCGUUCAAUUAGACGAUCUCCUUAGCUCAAGAUCAGUGUCAAGGACAGAAUCUCACGAUACGGACGCUAGCAAUUCACGUCCUUCAGACGGAGAACUCUCCGAGACACUUUCUGAGGUUGCAGAGAAAUCCACUUCCAAAGCUUGGGAAGAAAAGAAAGAGGACGAGGACGAUGAGGCUCGGGUCCGCCAGUUUGAAGAAGAUUACGUUGACUUUGAAGGCAAUGCUGGAGCCGCCUCUCUUGAUGCUGGCACACCACGACAAACACUAGAUAAUGCACAAAGUACGAAGGGUGAUUUAACCGGAGGUGAUGCUACCAUUGAGCCUGAGGCGGAUGCAUACGAAGAAGUGAAUGUUGAAUCGUCGCCGGACGGAAUUCAUGAAGACGAUCCAUUCGUGUCUCGAGCAAACGCAAUCGAAAGAGGCGCUACCGCAUCUACCACGUCUUCGCAACAGGAUGAUAUGGAUCUUCCAAAUUCACCUGCUCAACCUCGAUUCAAAAUACUGGGCUCUCCAAGCAAAUUUGAGCUCCCUGUCCAAACUUCAUCUCGGCAGUUCAAUGAAGCCAUGGCCCUUCUUCACGCUAAAUCGGAAGAAAUCGAAGCCUUAAAACGUCAACUCGAAGAAAGCGAGGAGAAACGCCUAAGUCAAGAUGACACAUUGGCUGAACUCCGAGCAGAAAACUUGGUCCUCAAGAAAACUGAAGAGAAGCAGGCCGACUCAUUAGGAGGAGCUUCUUCAGAAGAGCUUGAGCAGUAUAAAGAAAAAUGCGAGAGCUUAGCGAAAGAUCGAGAUGCCUUGGACGCGGAGAUAAAGCUACUCAAGAUGGGUCGAGACGAUGCGGUGAAGCAAGGUGAGAUUUUCCGAGAGUUAUACGGUCAGGCAUCAGCUUUCGCGGACGAAACGAAGCGAGAGAAUCAGGAGCUAAGUGAGCGAACCAAGCGUGCUGAAGGCCAAGCCACUAUCGGAGUUGAGCUCGUCCGUAGACAAUACGCUGCUCAAGAACAGAAAUUGAAAGCUGAGCUUGAACAACAACAAACCCUCGUGCACAUUUUAUCAGCGAAGGAUAAACGUACGGAUGACGAAGUCCGGCGUCGCGCUGCUUUGGAACCGGAGCUGCGUGCUGAGAUUAGUAAGCUACGGGAGGAGAUAGGUGAUCUGGAGGCUACACAAGCAAAACUCGUCCGCGCUCGGAAUGAUCUUCUCGUGGAGAAACAAGAACUCGCUGACGAACUCGACGAAACACGUGGAAAAUAUAGCAAGAUAGUUGAUGAUAUGCGCUGGUUACAAAUCCGUAUUUCGCGACUUACUGCACGGGAGAAGGCCUUCAAGAAAGUUUUCCUCACAACGUCAGAGUCUAUGCAGGCCAAUGACCUGGACCGCGGCGAAGAGAAAGUUUAUAUCUGCAAGUGGAUGAAUCAUGAGAGCAACAGUAGAUGCAAUUCAUUAUUCGCAAAUGUCCAGAUGGUUCCGAUAAGCGCUGCCGCUGCAUUGCAGUUUAUACGUUGA